Marmota flaviventris (yellow-bellied marmot) is the source of this 445-nucleotide messenger RNA. RefSeq names its product cytochrome c oxidase subunit 6C (gene Cox6c). Lineage: Eukaryota; Metazoa; Chordata; Mammalia; Rodentia; Sciuridae. The record is from RefSeq and is a predicted model, not a curated record.
UUCUGCGCCUGCGCACUGCGGAAAAACCGUCCAUUUCUCUGUCUACCGGGAAGGACGCAGGUGUGGAGGACCCUAACUGCCAUGGCUUCCGGCACUUUGGCGAAACCUCAGAUGCGGGGUCUUCUGGCCAAGCGUUUGCGGUUUCAUAUUGUUGGAGCAUUCACGGUUGCCCUGGGGGUUGCAGCUCUCUAUAAGUUUGGUGUGGCUGAACCAAGAAAGAAGGCAUAUGCAGAUUUCUACAGAAAUUAUGAUUCCAUGAAAGAUUUUGAGGAGAUGAGGCGGGCUGGAAUCUUUCAGAGUGUAAAGUAAUUUUGGAAUAUAAAGAAUUUCUUUGGAUUGAGGUCCUUAGAAGUUUGUACUGACUUGUGCUCCUGAACUAUUAAACAUGAAUAUGUGGGCUAAGAAAUAGUUUUUCUUGGUAAAUAAACAAUUAACAAAUACUGUA